Molecule: messenger RNA, 1654 nt
Organism: Eublepharis macularius
Lineage: Eukaryota; Metazoa; Chordata; Lepidosauria; Squamata; Eublepharidae
Gene: HDDC3
Product: HD domain containing 3
Exons: 4
Coding region: 470-1012 (180 amino acids)
Molecular function (GO): guanosine-3',5'-bis(diphosphate) 3'-diphosphatase activity
Source: RefSeq, a predicted model, not a curated record
CGGUGCGCACAGCAGAGGCGCUGGCCCGCUCCAGGGAUCCUUCCUGACGGGCGGUGCAGCGGGGUGGAAUCGCGGGCGCCGUUCCUUUGGGUCAGGCAAGAGGCCCGACUGCAGACCCCCUUGGGCCGGCCGGCUCUAGAGCUUGUCGGGAAAGGGCAGCCCGGAGGGAGGCCCUGCGAGGCCCGCAGCUUUCCUGCUGGGAACGGAGCGGCCCCCUUGAAAGUCACGGGAACCGAAAGGGGACGGGGCGAAACCGCAGGAGUCCGAGCGCCGCCGCCCGCCACCUACCGGGCCGGAGGGAGCACUGCGGGGCGGGCGGGCACCCAGAGGGGAGGCGGCAAAGCUCGCCCUCCGAGCCCGCCCUUCAAGCCCGAGGGAGAGCGCGGAGCUCUCCUCUCCGGCGCGUGUCGCCGCCGAAAAAACACCUCCACGCCCCCGCCGGACGCAGCUAGGAAGGCGGCGCCCCGCCAUGAGCUUCUCCGACGCCGCCCGCCUGCUCGACGCCGCGGACUUCGCCGCCCGCAAGCACAAGGCCCAGCGGCGCAAGGACCCGGAGGGCACGCCCUACAUCAACCACCCCAUCGGUGUGGCCUGGAUAUUGGCUCAGGAGGCCGGAGUCACGGACGUCGCGGUGCUGCAAGCUGCACUUCUGCACGACACGGUGGAAGACACCGAUACCUCCCUGCCAGAGAUCGAGGAGCGCUUCGGCCAGGAGGUGAAGGGCAUCGUGGAGGAGGUGACGGACGACAAGGCCCUGCCCAAAGUGGACCGCAAGCGCCUGCAGGUGGAGUGCGCCGCCCAGAGGAGCCCAGCUGCUAGGCUGGUGAAACUGGCUGACAAGCUCUAUAACCUGCGGGACCUGAACCGCUGCACACCUCAAGGUUGGUCUGAAGAACGGGUCCAGGAGUACUUUCUUUGGGCUUCAAAGGUCGUGAAGGGCUUGAGCGGGACAAAUGCAGUGCUAGAAGAGAAGCUACAGCAGCUGUUUAAAGCAAGAGGCCUGUCUGUGUAACGUUGCAGAGCACUCGCUUGUCCCACUUGGACACCACAGACUUUGCUCUGCUCCUGGAUUGAAAAUGUUAAAUGUGCAGGAGUGGAAGAACAAAUUAUAUGGCAAAACUAACAAUGUAUAUACAUAAUAGACCAAUCUUAGAAUUUCAAGUAAAAUGGGAAGUAUUUUUUUUACUAUUAAGUUAGAAAUCAAGGAUAAGUAAGAAUAAAUUUAAACUUAAAUUAGAAAGUAAAGAGAUUGGCGAUAUGUUUCUAAUGUUUGUAACAAAACCACUAUUAGCUAUGAAGCCAGAUGGUAAAGUUAGAAUAGAGAUAUCUGAAUAGAAGUGAAAAAUUAAGAAUAUAUAAAGUACGGUAUAAAGGGCAAGUUCUGUAUAGAUAUGUGAACUCUAUGAUUUGAAUGACUUUAUGUUUAUAUAUAUGAUUAGUUUGUUUCUAUGUUUUAUAGGAGUUUUUGUGUGAUUUAACCGAUAUUACCAGUCUGUUAGGUUUGUCUGUAUACGUUGUUGGCUUCUAACCUGCCGGUUUCUUUGGACAGGUUGUUUUAUGUAUAGUAGUAGAUGAUAGAAGACAUAUGAUUUAGGUGAUUGUAUGAUCAUGUUUUUGAGUUUAUUAAUUUAAAUAAAAACAUUUUUAAAAGAAA